Molecule: messenger RNA, 4920 nt
Organism: Anguilla rostrata (American eel)
Lineage: Eukaryota; Metazoa; Chordata; Actinopteri; Anguilliformes; Anguillidae
Gene: senp7b
Product: SUMO specific peptidase 7b
Exons: 23
Coding region: 252-3026 (924 amino acids)
Biological process (GO): proteolysis; protein desumoylation
Cellular component (GO): cytoplasm; nucleus
Molecular function (GO): SUMO-specific endopeptidase activity
Source: RefSeq, a predicted model, not a curated record
UCCCCCCUUGCACUUGCUUUUUGAUUUGAUAACGUUAAGUCUGGAAAUUAAAAUGCACCUAGAUGGCUAGCCGGUUGCUUUGUUGUUGCUAGCUGGUUUGUUAGCCUUUAAUGUGGAAAUUAACUGCGUCGCACUGGUUAUGUUGCCAUUUCAAGUCUAUUAGGCACUACUGCUAACAAACACAGCCCAGCGUUAGAAGCUCCGUGCCAGUGCCCGGGUGGGCACGCAGGACCAGCACGCUUUCCGCUGUGAUGCCAAGUACAGCUCAGGUCAGAAGACCCUCAGGUGGGAGCGCAGUCCACCCGGAGGAAAGGAAAACAAAGACCGUCUCAAGCCCCGACAAAUUAACCAGCUCUGUUAUGGCCAGUACUUUCAGAAUCCCCAAGAGGAAGUCCUCGGAGGACAGGUGCACACAGAUGGCGUCACCUCUGUCCCGCCUCCAAGAUACCCACGAACAGAAGAUGCAGUGGACUAAGUUCACGGGCGGUGGUAGGAGAGGUCAUGAAUGCAGGCCCGUGAAUGGAAACAUCUCUUCAAAUGGCAGUCGAAUGGCGUCAGGCAGCGGCAAUGCACGAAGCAUGGAUGCCAGGCUGGUCCUGACAGACAUCCUGAAGACAGAGCUGGGACGGGAAUACCUGAGCGGAGGAAGGUCCCGUCCCAAACGAGCGUCGGACACGCUCUGCCAGGAUCUGCGGCGGGACGGCGGGUCGUGGAGGACCAGCACCGGGGGGCGAGGUCCGGUGCAGUCGGAGUCCAGUGGGGGUGGGGGAUUGGACAGGAGGCGCCCCCUCAUCAAGGACACGACCCUGCCCCUGAGUCGCGGGGGGGACGGGCCGGAGGAAGCCGUGUUCGAGGACCUCAGAUGCGCAAAACCUCCCUCCCGAAACGAGGACUGCACUACUGCGCAUAACAAAGAGGAGAGGAGGAAGGAUGCUCUGGUGAGGAGGAAUGGAGAGGGGAGCGAGAACGGAGAGCUGGAGAGUGAUGACGAAGAGCGCGGCAUCGUGGGACCGUCCAGGCGUAGUGUCCUUCAGCACUCAGACAAGAGUGUGCGUCAGGGGGGGACCCCGAAACGCCGUUUUGCGGAGUUGCAGGGUAGACCCCCCUCCACUGGCUCAACCUCAGGCUCUGACCCUCAGACCCCCCCCAGGCAAGGGGACAGAGACAAGAGAACCCCCCCGAAGUUAUCCCCCUCCAACCGACCAAAGAAACCCAAGCUGGGCACCUUAGAACCCAUCGUUCUGUCCAGUGAUGAUGGUGAGGAUGAAGAAGGUGACUCCGCCUCAGAGUCUAGCCCCACCCUCCCUCAGGUGAGGGUUGUUGCUCCCAGGAUAGAGACCCAGAGUGAACUGCAUCCAGAGGAAACGACUAAUGCACAGGCCAUUGCUGAGGAGUUGGUGAUCCCAGGUUUGAGUCUGGUGGAGGAGCCCGAGGAGGAGCCCUCUGAUAUGCCCUCUGAUAUGCCCUCUUUCAUCGAGCUGGCCUUCUCUGCCCUGUACGUGGGCUCGCUGAGGGCCGAAUCCAACGGCAGUAUCUCUAUCACUAAUGACAGCAUCACCAUUCCUCUCAGAGACUCCUCAGGUUUGCCGGAGGUUGCCGUGGCGUUGGUGACCUCGGAGCUACGCAGGUACGGCAUUUGGGACGGGGGUGUCCUAGAGGGCAAGGAGGGGCACACUCCCUCUCUCCUCUUCCUCUGGGUGUCGGACGCCCAGGCACGGCUGGUCCAGGCUGAGCUGUCUGCAAUCCACCCAGUACACAACCCAGGUCUGGCCAGCCCCUUCCUCCUGCUGUGUCUGAAGGAGAACCUGGAGGGCCUGCAUGGCGUGCUGCUGAACUCCUUCAUGGAGGUCCUGGCGCUGCAGUGCGGGGUCCCGGCGCUGAUGCAGCCCUUCACCUGGAGCGAGGGCGUGGCCCUGAUCCACAGGGUCGGUCACCACGCCCAACUCCUCUCCCUCCUGGGCCAGGAGGCUGCCGAACCUUACCAAAACCCGCAGGAGGACUCAGACCCCCACCCCGGCCCUGCGCAGCAGGAGAGUCCGGGUCAGUCCAAGCCCUCCUACACGCUGCGCCACCGCAGAGUCGGAAGCACGUACUCCGUGUCCAUCGCCCCGAGGCCCGGUCCAGCCUGGAGCCGCUCCAAGCACCAGGGCCCGCCCCGCAGGUUAAUUCUGUUCCCCCCGCCUCCCACCAAGGGAGGAAUCAGCGUCACCACCGAAGACCUGGAGUGCCUGGACAACGGGGAGUUCCUGAACGACGUCAUCAUCGACUUCUAUCUCAAGUACCUGAUGCUGGAGAAGGCUCCCAAGGCCGUCGCCGAGAGGUCGCACGUCUUCAGCAGCUUCUUCUACCGGCAGCUCACCCGCAAGGACAACGUCAGCGAAGAAACGUCGGUCUGCUCGGCGCAGCAGAGACGACACCAGCGAGUGCGGACGUGGACCCGGCACGUGGACAUCUUCAGCAAGGAUUACCUAUUUGUGCCUGUCAAUCAGGAGGCUCACUGGUACCUGGUGGUCAUCUGCUUUCCUGGACUGCUGGAGCCCCAGACUGAGCGAUGGAGCCGGGAGAACUGCCUGGACAAAGAGUCCUGUGGAAGGGAGGACAGGCGGAUGACCGGACACAGCGUGCCGGAGUGUACACAGCUCGGCUGCAAGCGGGAAAAGGUCUGUAAAAGACCCUGCAUUCUCGUCAUGAACUCUCUGAAACUCUCCUACCAUGAGCGUGUUCUCAAACUCUUACGGGAGUACCUGCAGGUGGAGUGGGAGGUGCGGAGGAGCAGUCCUCGGGACUUCACCCCGGAGCAGAUGAAGGGGUCGCAGUGCCGGGUCCCCCUGCAGGAUAACAGCAGUGACUGUGGGCUCUAUCUGCUGCAGUAUGUGGAGAGCUUCCUGCAGAACCCCGUGGUGCACUUUGAGCACCCCGUGCAGCUGGACCACUGGUUUCCGCGGCGACAGAUCCGCAGUAAGCGGGACGAGAUACGCGAGAUGGUUCUGCAGCUGCACCGGAAACAGCAGGGCUGCGGCAGGUAGCGUAGCCGGUCUGCGCUGACGGCUCGCAGAGGACAAUACUGACUGCGCAACCACUUGCUGGUCUGCGCAGACGCCUUGCAGAGGACAGUACUGACUGCGUAGCCACUUGUAGGACUGUGCAGACGGCUCGCAGAGGUCAGUACUGAUUGUGCAGCCACUUGUCGAACUGUGCAGACGGCUCGCAGAUCACUGUACUGACUGCGCAGAUGGCUCGCACAGGACAGUACUGACUGUGCAGCCACUUGCCAGACUGCGCAGACGCUUUGCAGAGGACAGUACUGAAUGCGCAGCCACUUGCCAGACUGCGCCCAUGUCCUGCAGAGGACAGUACUGACUGCGCAGACGGCCUGCAGAGGACAGUACUGGCUGCGCAGACGGCCUGCAGAGGACAGUACUGUCUGCGCAGACGGCCUGCAGAGGACAGUACUGACUGCGCAGACGGCCUGCAGAGGACAGUACUGACUGUGCAGAUGGCCUGCAGAGGACAGUACUGACUGCGCAGAUGGCUCGCAGAGGACAGUACUGUCUGCACAGCCACUUGCUGCCUUGCUGAAUAUACAGUGGCCUCUUUUUAAAAAACAAGAAUUUUUAAAAGGCUUAGCUAUAUUUUUUCUUUUAACAUAUUUUAUAAUUUAUUUUUCAUAAAUGUUGUGAUAUUUGAAUCUUUGCAAUGGAAUGUGAUGUGUGUAUGUACAUAUGCUUUUAGGUUUAUUAGACAAAAAAAAAAAAUCCGUAAUGUCAUCAUGGAUCAAUCUCACAUUUUUUUGUCUACAAUUUUACUGUCUUAUUCCAAAGUCACGGCUUUAAUUUAUUUUAUAUUGUUUCUUGAACCAAUGGGCGUUUUAUUUUGAAAGAGGUAAUAAAUCUGAAAUGAGGAAAUAUGCUCUAUUGUAUUUUUUAUUGUUUUUAUUUAUUUUUGAGUAAAAAUUUCUUAAGAACAUUCUGCCAGGAAAUGUUAUUCAGUACACAAGAAUAUUUUUACUGAAUGCCCCUUUGUUUAGAGAUGAAAUAUAUGUAAAAUAUGUUUAUACGUGGUAAGUGCCUGUUUUAGGGAAAGGAUUGGAAGGGCUGUGUUACAUUACAUUGCAUUACAGGCAUUUAGCAGACGCUCUUAUCCAGAGCGACUUGCACAAAUUUUACAUAGCAUUUUACAUUGCAUCCAUUUAUACAGCUGGACAUAUACUGAAGCAAUGCGGGUUAAGUACCUUGCUCGACAGUAUAACCGCAGUGUCCUACCCAGAACCUAUGACCUUUUGGUUACAAGCCCAGUUCCUUACCCACUGUGCUACACUGCCGCCCCGCUCUGUAUGUCAGCUCGGACGGGUCAAGUGCAGAGGCCAAAUUACCCCACGGGGUCAAUAAAGUAUGCCUUCAACUUAUUGUUUGAAACCCACUGCAGAUCAACUCUGAUUACACCUUAAUACAUUAAUGUUGCAUAUUGACAAGAAAAACAAUUACAGUUACAAAAUGAAAGGUACAGAUAAGCAUAGUAUAAGCCAUGAGAUAAACUAAAUAUGCGCUGGUUUUACAAACUAAAGUCCUGAUGCUGUCGUUGUAGUUGUAUAUACACUUUGUUGUGACUCAAAACUUAAUCGCAUCCUUGAUCUGGGCUGUAGGAUGCAGCUGAAGUUUGCCUGAUGAGGGAGAUUCAUCUGUGUGAGUGUGGUUGUGUUUUCCUCUGUAUUUGCACAUUUGUCCAUGGAAAGCAAUUGUAUAUUUGCCUCCAUGUGUUUGUAUUGUUGUGCCUGUCUCUGUGGAUGUGUUUUGUUUGUGGUUGUGUAGUAUACUGUACCUCAGUGUGUGUUUUUGUGUGUGUAUUUACAUGCUUCUGUGCGGGUAUGUUUGUGAAUUUCAGUAAAAACAGAGCCCCUAAGCUGGCAUGGUCUGUCUCAAA